AUGCUGGACAAUGACUCAAUUCGACCGACACCAGUAAAGGAUCGAACAUGGUCCCAACUCACCUACGUCGUGUUCUGGUUCUCUGCGACGGCGAACGUCAGCAAUCUGUACACAGCUUCCACGGGAAUGGCCAUGGGACUGACCAUGUGGGAAGCAAUCGGAUGCUCCUUUGGUGGUCAAAUUCUCGCCGGUGCCUUGAUGGCGGUGAAUGGACGUGCUGGUGCUAUGUACCGCAUUCCGUUCCCCGUUCUGUGUCGUGCCAGUUUUGGGCAUUGGGGAGCGCUGUGGCCGACUUUUAAUCGUGCAGCUAUGUCCAUUGUAUGGAACGGUGUCAAUACCGUUCAGGGAGGACAGUGUUUAUAG
This is a messenger RNA of Penicillium digitatum Pd1, 363 nucleotides long. The record is from RefSeq and is a predicted model, not a curated record. Lineage: Eukaryota; Fungi; Ascomycota; Eurotiomycetes; Eurotiales; Aspergillaceae.